This is a messenger RNA of Penicillium robsamsonii, 1056 nucleotides long. RefSeq names its product putative Swr1p complex component (Swc5) (gene swc5). NCBI's taxonomy places the organism in Eukaryota, Fungi, Ascomycota, Eurotiomycetes, Eurotiales, Aspergillaceae. The transcript has 2 exons. The record is from RefSeq and is a predicted model, not a curated record. The coding region runs from base 1 to 1056 and encodes 351 amino acids.
AUGACAGACCCUACUCUGCCAGCAAAUCAGGACCUUGAUGAGGAGGCCUAUGACUCCGCCGAGGAUGAAGAUUUUGAGCUAGACGCGGCACCGGACGACUCCGACUUAUCUUCCGAUGCUGAUGAGGCCGGAGAACCCGCAAAGAAGAAGCGAAAGACAGACACCAAAGCUCAGAUCCCCAAAGAUGCAGAACUCGACUCUGGAGAUGAGGCUACAAUUAGAAAAGCGAAGGAGAAGAAAGAGAAAAAGACCAAGGGAAAGAAAACCAAGGGGAAACACGCGCGCGAUAGCGACGAGGACGAUGGCGAUAUUGACAUGGACGACGAUGAAGGAGGAACGGGGGGAUUCGUGCGAACACGCGCAAUGAAACAGCAGAUACAAGAAGAACAGCGCAAACCGUUGGCCAAAAUCGAUGGCGCGACCAUCGACGUGGACGCCCUAUGGGCGCAGAUGAAUGCCCCCCAAAGCCAGACCAGCCUGCAGCCACCCCUGACCCAGGAGGUAACCGAAUCCGCCCCCGAUCCCGAACCAACAGGCGAAACAAAAGCACAGGACAAGGGUGCCAAAGAUGCGGAAUCCCAAAUAGGCCCUGCCAUGCACGCCGACCAGAUGAUCAAGAUCAAGCGCACCUACAAAUUUGCCGGAGAAUGGAUCACCGAGGAGAAGGUCGUGCCCAAACACUCGGCGGAAGCUAAAGCGUUCCUGUCAAGUGGAGAGCAUGUCGAAUAUACCGAUGAGGAUGCGGCGGCCAUAAACGCCGCUCGUAACCUGCGCCGACCGCUUCGCAAGAUCUCGCGAUUCGACCCCAAUCCAACUGGCACGAUCAAGAAAAGCUGGGAGAAGCAACUCGUUGCGGAUGCGCGCGGACCAAAAAUCAACACCGUCGAGAAGUCAAGACUGGACUGGGCCACUUAUGUCGAUUCAGCCGGAAUCAAAGACGAGCUGCGCACGCAUAGCAAAGCCAAGGAGGGUUAUAUCGGUCGCAUGGAUUUCUUGGGUCGCAUGGAAGAGAAGAGGGAAGAGGAACGGCGGAAUGCACGGCUCAAGGGUGUAUGA